AUGGUAGAAGAAAAAGGGUUCGUGCUUUUGCUCUAUGGUGCUUCCCAACACAAGUUGAGGUCUAUGAUGUUUUAUACCACAUUGUUGUUUCCCAUGAUGUUGGUUCUUUCUCCAUUUGCAUUUUCACUCACUGAAGAAGGACAAGCAUUAAUGGCAAUGAAGUCUUCGUUCAACAACAUUGCUGACGUUCUUCUUGACUGGGAUGAUGUGCAUAAUGACGACUUUUGUUCAUGGCGUGGAGUUUUUUGUGAUAAUGUCACUCUUACUUUAACAGUGGUUUCUCUGAAUUUGUCAAGCUUGAAUCUUGGUGGUGAAAUAUCGCCAGCAAUUGGAGAUUUAAGAAACUUGCAAUCCAUAGACCUGCAAGGAAAUAAGCUUACUGGUCAAAUCCCCGAUGAAAUCGGGAACUGCGGCGAACUUGUUCAUCUGGAUUUAUCUGAUAAUCAGCUUUAUGGUGAUAUACCUUUCUCCAUAUCGAAGCUGAAGCUACUUGAGUUUUUGAAUUUAAAGAACAAUCAGUUGACAGGCCCUAUUCCUUCGACUUUAUCGCAAAUUCCAAACCUCAAGACUAUUGAUCUCGCUAGAAAUAAGUUCAUUGGAGAGAUACCGAGGCUUCUCUAUUGGAAUGAAGUAUUGCAAUACCUUGGGUUGCGAGGGAACAUGUUGACUGGAAUUUUGUCUCCCGACAUUUGUCAAUUAACUGGUUUAUGGUAUUUUGAUGUCAGAGGCAAUAAUUUGACUGGUACUAUACCAGAGAGCAUUGGCAACUGCACAAGUUUUGAAAUCUUUGACAUAUCGUAUAACCAGAUUACCGGGGAGAUUCCGUAUAACAUUGGAUUUCUUCAAGUAGCUACUUUGUCGCUUCAAGGAAAUAGGUUAACCGGGAAGAUACCAGAGGUGAUUGGUUUGAUGCAAGCUCUUGCAAUUUUGGAUUUGAGCGAGAAUCUGUUAGUGGGACCAAUUCCUCCAAUAUUAGGAAAUCUAUCUUUCACCGGAAAACUAUAUCUUCAUGGAAACAUGCUUACUGGAUCGAUACCUCCCGAGCUAGGCAAUAUGUCUAAACUGAGCUACCUGCAAUUGAAUGAUAAUCAACUGGUGGGUGAAAUUCCCAACGAGUUUGGGAAGCUUGAACAUCUGUUCGAAUUGAAUCUUGCCAAUAAUCAUCUAAAUGGAUCUAUUCCACAUAACAUAAGCUCUUGCACGGCAUUAAAUCAGUUUAAUGUGCAUGGUAAUCAGUUAAGCGGUUCUAUUCCAUUGAGCUUUCGCAACCUUGAGAGUUUGACUUACUUAAAUCUCUCUGCGAACAACUUUAAAGGGAUUAUACCAGUUGAGUUAGGCCGUAUCAUAAAUCUUGAUACAUUGGACCUAUCUAGCAAUAAUUUUUCCGGUCAUGUCCCAGCAUCUGUUGGUUCUCUAGAGCAUCUUUUGACCCUGAACUUGAGCAGGAACCAUCUUGAUGGUCCCUUGUCUGCUGAAUUUGGGAAUCUCAGAAGCAUACAGAUUAUUGAUAUGUCCUUCAACAAUCUGUCGGGUAGCAUUCCUCCAGAAAUUGGACAGCUGCAGAACCUUGCCUCUCUGAUUUUGAACAACAAUCACCUGCAUGGGAAGAUUCCGGAACAGCUCACCAAUUGUUUCACUCUUUCUUCCAUGAACUUUUCUUAUAACAACUUUACCGGAGUAGUUCCGUCUUCUAAGAACUUCACGCGGUUCUCGGCUGACAGCUUCUUUGGAAAUCCUUUAUUAUGUGGAAAUUGGGUAGGAUCCAUAUGCCGUCCUUAUUUCCCAAAAUCAAGAGAGAUAUUUUCUAGAGUUGCAGUUGCAUGUCUCACUCUCGGUAUCAUCGUGUUAUUGGCUAUGGUAAUUAUUGCUAUCUAUAGAUCCAUCCAAUCGAAGCAGUUGUUGAAAGCAUCUAGCAUGUCCGACCAAGUGCCUCCCAAGCUUGUGGUUCUUCAUAUGGAUUUGGCAAUACACACUUUGGAUGAUAUAAUGAGAAGCACUGAAAAUCUCAGUGAGAAAUUUAUCAUAGGUUAUGGUGCCUCUAGUACUGUAUACAAGUGUGUGUUGAAAAAUUCCCGACCGAUUGCAGUCAAGCGAUUGUACAAUCAGCAUCCACACAAUCUAAGGGAAUUCGAAACGGAACUCAUGACAAUUGGCAGCAUUAGACAUAGAAACCUUGUUGUCUUGCAUGGCUACGCCCUUACUCCUUAUGCAAAUCUCCUUUUUUACGAGUACAUGGCAAACGGCUCUCUGUGGGAUCUUCUACAUGGUCCGCUGAAGGUAAAACUUGACUGGGAAACACGGAUGAGGAUUGCUGUUGGAGCUGCUGAAGGACUUGCUUAUCUUCACCAUGACUGCAACCCUCGAAUUGUUCACAGGGACAUUAAGUCUUCAAAUAUUUUGCUGGAUGAAAACUUUGAGGCUCGCCUUUCUGAUUUUGGCACUGCAAAAUGCAUCCCAGCAACAAAAACUCAUGCCUCAACUUAUGUUCUUGGAACUAUAGGCUAUAUUGAUCCUGAAUAUGCACGAACUUCUCGGCUGAAUGAGAAAUCAGAUGUAUAUAGCUUUGGCAUUGUUCUGCUAGAGCUACUCACUGGGAAGAAGGCCGUGGAUAAUGAUUCCAAUUUGCAUCAAUUGAUAUUGUCCAAGGCUGAUAAUAACACUGUAAUGGAAGCCGUGGAUCCUGAAGUAUCCGUUACCUGCGUUGAUUUGGCUCACGUCAAGAAGACCUUUCAACUUGCUUUGCUAUGCACAAAAAAGAACCCGUCUGAGAGGCCUACCAUGCAUGAAGUAACCAGGGUGCUUAUUUCACUUCUUCCUGCACCUCCAAGUAAAGUCAUUGCAGCUACUGGGAAGGGUUUUGACUAUGCUCCUUUUGUGGUUGAUAAGGGACAGCACCACCGAAAAUUAGAUGGACUACAACCUCAGCGCGAUAACAAUUCUUCUAAUGCUCAAUGGUUUGUUCGUUUUGGAGAUGCUAUAUCCAAGAGCUCCCUCUGA
Molecule: messenger RNA, 2997 nt
Organism: Lathyrus sativus (Indian pea)
Lineage: Eukaryota; Viridiplantae; Streptophyta; Magnoliopsida; Fabales; Fabaceae
Source: the annotation of a GenBank genome assembly